AUGGCUAAUCUCCACAGAAUUCAGUUCGCCCGAUUAUUUAUCAUGUGUAUUAGUGUGUCGUCUUCUUUCACUCAUGAGACCGAUGCAGAAGCAGUUAGCUUUCACUUCCCUCCCAGUAUAAAUAUCCAUAUCGAUCAGUCGGCAGAUACUUUCCUUGGUAAGGAUCGGAUAGAGCUUACUGCCAAUCAUUUAAAUGGCAGAAUGAAACGGGGCCAUGGAUGGGCAACUUAUAAUAAGUUGAUUCCAGUAUGGGAUAAUUCUUCUAAGGCUUUGGCGAAUUUUUCUACCCAUUUUCAGUUCGCCAUCUCUAACAUCAAUGAUAAUAAGCUCACUGGGGAUGGACUCACUUUCUUCCUGGCGCCUUCUGGACUGCAAUUCUCGGACAACACUUCUGGAGAAUGGCUUGGCCUGUUUGAAGCUGCAAGAGAUGGAAAUGCAUCGAAUCAAAUUGUUGCGGUGGAGUUCGACACAUUCAAGAAUCUUCCUUACGAUCCGGAUGAUAACCAUGUGGGAAUUGAUUUCGACGGCAGGAAAUCCAAGAAAACCGUUUCAGUAUAUGAUCUUUACAACAAAACGUCUCUCAAGAACGGAGAAAAAUGGGACGCCUGGGUGGAUUAUGAUGGUAACAAGGAGAAGCUUGAAGUGUUUCUUUUAUUUAACCCUAAUGGCACUAGGGCUUCUAAACCUACAAGAUCAGUCUUGUGCUACGAUAUAGAUCUGCGUCGGUUUCUUCCGCAGAACGUCCAGGUUGGCUUUUCAGCAUCCAGUGGAAACUCAAUUCAGACUCACACAGUAUACAGUUGGAAUUUUUCAUGUCAAUAUUCGUGGGAGAUUUCAGCCCCAGACGUGAAUAUUUCUGACCCAGGUCCAAUUAGAAGAAAGAAAUCUUCUGCAAAUAUAAUAUUGAGAUCUGCCUUGCCCUCUUUCGUUGCUAUAUGCUGUUUUUUCUUUGCUGGGAGGUGUUGUUCCAUGAGGACAAGAAAACGCAAGCGCGGUGGUGUUGAGGAGAGCGAUGAGGAGUUCAACAAAUUGCUUCGCGACGCAGCCCAAUCUGCUCAGGAGUUUCCAUAUGCUGACAUCGGGGCCGCUACGAACAACUUCAGCGACCACGAAAUGAUUGGUGUUGGCGGCUUCGGAUGUGUGUAUAGAGGCACAAUGCCUGGCACAAACGAAGCUGUGGCAAUUAAGAGAAUAUCUCCGUCCUCAAAGCAGGGUAAACGUGAGUACAUAACAGAAAUCAGUAUAAACAGUAAGCUCACUCAUCAUAAUGUUGUGAAGUUUUUGGGAUGGUCCCAUCGAAAGGGCGACUUGCUUCUGGUUUACGAGUUACUCGCAAACGGAAGUCUGGACAAAUAUAUUUAUGAAAAUCCAGAAGCUCCGCUGGAUUGGGAUCGAAGAUACAGCAUAGCCUGUGAUGUAGCUUCAGCUCUGGUUUACCUUCACGAGGAUCGGCAUGAGAGCGUUCUACACAGAGAUAUCAAAGCGAGCAAUGUGAUGCUGGAUUCAAAUUUCAAGGCGAAGCUGGGUGAUUUUGGGCUUGCCAGAACCGUGGAACGCGAAAAUGGAGGACAUACGACCACUGCAGCGGGUACAAUUGGGUAUAUAGCGCCUGAGUUCGUAGCAACGGGAAUGGCCACCCGAGAGAUGGACGUGUUCAGCUUUGGAGCCCUGAGUCUUGAAAUUGCCUGUGGAAGACGACCGGCAGAUUGGAGCUUGAUUGAUCACAAUUGCAGAGUGGUGGAAUGGGUCUGGCAGUUGCAUGGACAGCACAGAAUUCUUGAUGCAGCAGAUGAGAAACUGGGUGGAAGUUUCAAUGAUCACGAAAUGGAACGGCUUCUGAAAAUGGGAUUAUUGUGCUCUCAUCCGGAUCCGCAUUCCAGACCGAGUAUGGAGAAUGUGGUGGGUAUAUUGAAAAGAGGAGCUGAGUUACCUCAUGUUCCUCUCAAGUUCCCUGUAGCUGUGUAUGGUGACCAUGAUCCUCCUCAUACACCGUCUCCAUCUUCAUUCUGGACCUUGAACGGAAUUGCUAGCACAGUAAUCUCAAUUCCAUCCAAAGUGAAUGCAACUGUCUAG
Cryptomeria japonica (Japanese cedar) is the source of this 2073-nucleotide messenger RNA. Its product is annotated as L-type lectin-domain containing receptor kinase IX.1-like. Gene Ontology annotation, molecular function: protein kinase activity; carbohydrate binding; ATP binding. The coding region runs from base 1 to 2073 and encodes 690 amino acids. Lineage: Eukaryota; Viridiplantae; Streptophyta; Pinopsida; Cupressales; Cupressaceae. Gene Ontology annotation, biological process: protein phosphorylation. The record is from RefSeq and is a predicted model, not a curated record. The transcript has a single exon.